UGUAGCUCUACGAAACAAAUAUUACGUUUAUUCAAAUUUUAGAUAGAAGAUACUACAGAUAUGUAAAUCAUAAAUGGCGCAAGCAUAUGAGUUGAGUACCUCUUUAUUACGACAAUGAAUGCGGUUCAUGUCAAGUAUGUCAAAUCGCCGCACACACAGGUGCGAAUCGUUAUAACCGCAUAUGGGAAGCUGUUAUUUCUCCGGCCUGUGCAAGCAAAGAUUAGACACGGGAUAGAAACAAUAAGCGCAUAAGUUAUAGUGGUUUCCUCUACGACUGUCAGUGCACAUUCAAACGCGUACUGCGACAGACGACAUUGUUUUGCGACACACGCGCGCCCAUUGUUUUAUCUUCCGCAUACUAAAAUAUUCUCCGGUUACGUAUAACGCUAUCGCCUUGCAAAAGACAUGGGAAUUAAGUCGAUUGAUCGAUAAGAUUUCAAAAUUUAGGACAUUUAAGACAAAUUUAGGACAUUUGCAAAAAUAAUGUAUAAAUCUCUUUAAUUAUCACAAAAUUAAAAAAAUAAGAAGUAUGUGCUGACUUGAUCUUACGAGAAUGCGAAGAAACUCUCAAUGUCUAUUGUUAAGAAAAUUAUAAAAUAACAUAACAAAAUAAACAAAGAAAGAAAGGAGCGUCGCUAAAAUGUCUUAUUCACGAUGGAGUCCUGCAAACUCUUGGCAUCCUGUUACAAUUAAUGUUCAAUCGCCUAAGAGUAACCUGCGUAAGUUCGAUCCGAUAAAGACCGAUGUAGUAGUACCCGAAAUGCUGACGACUGUUGUACCUCCAUCACAGACUUUCAAUCCUUCUACUAAUAGUCUGUAUGCAGCGAUAAGGCCGAUCAUUAUGCUGGCCCAAUGUUUCUCCAUGUUUCCGGUGUGCGGUGUCAAUAAACCGGACGCUUCGUAUCUCCGAUUUACAUGGAGGAGUCCGAAGAUUCUUUACACGUUGAUUGUUUUCUUGGGAGUGUCCUUUAUGUCGGUUUAUAAUAUUUCGUGGUUGUUCGCUACAGGGACAAACUCUACUAAAAUAAGUAAGUCAAUGACGACAUUUGUUUUCUACAUUACGACCCUCGUGACUGCUGUCUUGUUCGUACGAUUGGCAUGGCAGUGGCCUUGUUUGGCGUUAACUUGGGAGAAACUUGAGUAUGAACUCACUUCUAGAUAUCGAGAAAUUUCAAAGAUUACUCUGGCAACUCGUUUCAAAAUCGUAACUAUUGUUGUCAUGUUGCUUGCAUUAGUGGAACAUAGUGCCUCUGUUGUUUCUGCAUACGUUAGUGCAAUAGAAUGUGCGGAUCAUCGCGGGGAUACAGAUAUCAUCGGUAUUUAUUUUCAAACUCAGUUUCCUCAGAUCUUCUCAAAACUGCCCUACAGUCUUUGGAAAGGAAUCUUGGUCGAAACUAUAAAUGUCCUCAGUACAUUUUCAUGGAACUUCGUCGACUUAUUUCUUAUUCUUAUUAGCAUAGCCUUAGCAGAUCAAUUCAGGCAAUUAAAUAGUCGUCUCUAUUCGAUACGGGGAAAGGCAAUGCCGGAAUGGUGGUGGGCUGAAGCAAGGAGUGACUAUAAUCACUUGGCGACUCUGACACGCAGAGUGGAUUCUCACAUUUCAUGCAUCGUACUUCUAGCCUUUGCUACCGAUUUAUAUUUUAUCUGCAUCCAACUGCUGUUUUCCUUCAAUCCAAUACGCGGUAUUAUGCGAAAGAUCUACUAUUGCUUCUCCUUCGGCUUUUUAUUAGCAAGAACAACGGCUGUAUCCUUGUAUGUGGCUUCUGUUCACGACGAAUCUCUUCUACCAGCACCAAUUUUAUAUAGCGUCUCUGGUUCUAGUUAUAGCAACGAGGUCUCUAGAUUUUUGAUGCAAGUAACGACAGAUAACAUAAGCUUAACAGGAAUGAAAUUCUUUUCUGUAACAAGAAGUCUCGUGCUAACCGUCGCUGGAACUAUUGUAACUUACGAACUGGUUCUGGUACAGUUCAACUCCGUCCAGCAAGUGGAUCAAUCGAAUAUUACAAAUAGUUGCGAGUUGUUCCUAACAUAGCCCGAUUCAGGAAAAAAGCGAACUGGAUAUUUUAGAUCAGCAUUUAUGUCAUAAAACGAUAUGUAAUAUUACACAUUUCUUCGUCUAGAUACGGAAACAUCAUCAUCUACAAA
Molecule: messenger RNA, 2145 nt
Organism: Camponotus floridanus (Florida carpenter ant)
Lineage: Eukaryota; Metazoa; Arthropoda; Insecta; Hymenoptera; Formicidae
Product: gustatory receptor for sugar taste 64e-like
Exons: 13
Coding region: 641-2032 (463 amino acids)
Biological process (GO): detection of chemical stimulus involved in sensory perception of taste; sensory perception of sweet taste
Cellular component (GO): membrane
Molecular function (GO): sweet taste receptor activity
Source: RefSeq, a predicted model, not a curated record